CUUUUACUUGAAGAUAGGAGUGGAACAAGUGGGUGGGCACACAAUUCAAUAAGGAUAAAACAAUUUUAAUUUUAGAAAUAUCAAUUUUGUUUGACUAUAAAUAGCAUGCAUAUGAUACAAUCUCUUUACAAAAAAACUUCAUCUUUCUCUCUUUAAAAUUUUCUUUCUUUGUUAUUUGUAAAACGUGUUCUAAAACGUGUUUUUCAGCAUUCUCAUUUCCACUAUUUAUUAAGGUACAUUCAUGUAUAUGUUUAUAAUUUAUGGUAAUUAAAAUGAAUUUAGUUAAUUAAUAUUAUAUAGUUAUUUUGUAAUUAGGUUAAACUAAUUUUAGCAACAUAAUACUUUGAGUUUACUUAAUACAAUAUAAACUUAUAAUAAUAAUAUUUAUACAAUUGUUACACCUGAAGGCGAUGCAAUGGCGAAUAUAAGAGAACAAAUUGCAAAUACAUUAUGGGCAAAUAAAAACCAUAUGUAUUGAUUUUUUUGAUUAUUGUAUUUGAAUUUUUUAUAUGUUUAAUUUGAAUUUACAUUAGUUUUGAAUUUAUUUAAAUAUUUAAAAAUUGAUCUUCUAGUUGCUUAAUAUAUAUAUAUAUAUAUAUAUAAGUAAUAUAUAUCAAAAAAUUAUAUUUGUACUUAAAACCUUUUUUAAUUUAUAUACAUUAUUUAAAUUUUAUACAGUACUUUGGUCAGCUUUAAAUAAGAAUUUAUAUUCAAAUUAUAAGUUAAAAAUAUAAUAGAAUUAUGUUUUACUUUUAAUUCAAUGUAAUUUUGUUCUAUUAGAUGUACAAAACAUAAUAUAAAUUAUGUUUCUAAUUCCAUCUAACAGUUUUAUUAAUGAAUGAAAACACUGUAUAAGCUUGUUGUAAAAAAAAAGACUAUAUAAAUUUUAUUUCCCAUAGUAUAUCAUAAUUCUAUUAAAUAAUUAAGUUUAUGAGAUCCUAUAUUUUGAUUUUUUCAUUUAUAAAGUAUUUUUUUAAAUAAGUCCUUUUAAUAAUGAAAAUAAGUAGUAUUAUAAAAUUUAUGUAAAUUAAUUUAAAUUUAAACAGUACUUUGAACCACUUUUUAUUCACUUCCACCAUUCAUACAUAAGUUUAGAACCGCUAGAUCCGCACUUGAACCGCUAGAUCCGGCUUGAACCACUCUUGUUCUGCUCGAUCCACUUGAUCCGCUAGAUCCGCAACGCUUGAUCCGCCUUUCCCAUUCGGAGCCUAAGAACACCUUGAAACAAUUAAAGGUGAUACUGCACAAUUUAGUUCAACAUAACUAUCUAGCUUUAUCAUUUUCUUAGGUAGAUAGAAACAUAUUAUUCAUUACAAAUGCAUAAUUCAUUAAUACAAUAUACCAUUUUUUUGUUCAACUGAGAUAAUCAGUUAUUCUCUUCGUUUCAUAUUAAGUGUCAUUGUACAUAAAAUUUUUCGUUACAAAAUAAGUGUUGUUUUCUAUUUUCAAAGCAAAAUUUUGUUCAUCAAUUUAUUUUUAUAUUGGUUAAAAUAUGAUUUGGUGUAUAAUUAAUUAUGUUUUUAUAUAGAAAAAUUACAAAAUUAAUUAUUUUUUUAAUCUAUGUGCACAAACUCAGAAUGACAUUUAAUAUAAAACAUAUGGAAUAUAUUUUACUGAUUGUUAACAGCGAGAAAAAUAAUGAUGAUUAAAGUCAACCGAUAUAUUAAAGAGCUCCAUUAGAAAAGAAAGAAAGAAAGAAAAAGUAACUCCGAGUUUCAGACUUUUGAUAUUCAAAAGUUAUUUCGAGAAUUUAAGAACAUAUGCCUCGGCCUUGCUGGGCUUCUAAUUUAAGUGAAAUUAUUCGACACUAAUGGGCUUUUGGUUUUAGGCCCAUAAUAGAUUAGCUACUUGAUUAUGAAGAUGUUAAGCUGAAGAGAGAGGCGUGGCUCAUGGUAGUAUACUAGUAGUUAGUAUGAAGCACGAUUUUCUAAGCAUUGCUAAAAAGUUGUGGCACUAUACACGCCUAUGAUUAGUCAAAUCAACUAUCAGUUCUGGGGGAGUACCAAGUGAUUAUAGCGUGAUCCCACACUGUAACUAAUAUGAACUACAUCUAAAACAUGAUCUCAAGUACUGAUUUCUCGAUCAGACCAAAAAAGAAGAAGUAAUGCUCUCCAUACAUUUAGUCGGUAUAUAUACACCGUCUCCUUGUUAGGACCUCUCAACAUUCAUUUUCGAAAGAAGAACAUGGAGACAAUGUCUGCCAAUUACGAGGACCGAGACACACUGUUCAACUUCGUGGUCAAAGAAGGUAAUGGCGUGAAGGGUCUGAUAGACUCUGGCAUAUCUUGUGUUCCACAGCCUUUUGUCCAACCGCUCUCUGAGCGAAUCGCGACCCCAAACGGCCAAACGUGUGAAGCGGUCCAGCCAAUAGAUAUUUCCCAGCUAGACGGUCCAUGCCACACGGAGGUGGCCAAACAAAUUGUUGAAGCUGCUGAGACGCUUGGCUUCUUCCAGGUGGUGAACCAUGGUGUUUCGGUAGAGCUGCUUGAAUUGCUGAAAAUGUCAGCUCAUGAGUUUUUCGAACAACCUCCUGAGAACAAAGCGGUUUACCUAAAAGAAGUGAGUCCAAGCAAGCUAGUUAAGUACGGGACAAGCUUCGUACCAGAGAAGGAGAAGGCCAUUGAGUGGAAAGAUUAUGUGAGCAUGCUUUACACCAAUGACGACGAGGCUCUUCAACACUGGCCUCUACAAUGCAGAGAGGUGGCACUUGAUUUCCUAAAAUCAUCAAUGGCAAUGGUGAAAAGAAUAGUUGAAGUUUUGGUGGAGGAUGUAGGAGUGAUCCUUGAAGAAGAGAGAAUGAACAGUUUGAUGGGGACCAAGAUGGUCAACAUGAACUACUACCCAACAUGUCCCAGCCCCGAGCUCACUAUAGGCGUCGGUCGUCACUCCGACAUGGGAAUGUUAACUGUUUUAUUACAAGAUGGCAUUGGUGGUCUCUACGUUAAAGUAGAUAACGGUGACUGGCUUGAGAUCCCUCCUCUCAAUGGAGCCUUAGUCAUCAAUGUUGGCGAUACUUUGCAGAUUCUAAGCAAUGGGAAGUAUAAAAGUGCGGAGCAUAGGGUUCGAACCACAAACAUCGGAUCGAGAGUCUCUGUGCCUAUUUUCACGGCACCUAAUCUCUCGGAGAAGAUUGGUCCAUUGCCCGAAGUGGUGGAACGUGACGGGGUGGCUCGUUACAAAGAGGUGUUAUUUCAAGACUACAUGAACAACUUCUUCAGCCAACCACACGAUGGCAAGAAGUCUCUCGACUUUGCUCGUGCCGAUUGAUACUAUUACCACUUCUAUCAGUGUCUGUGCCAAAUUAACCACAAUUCUUUUUUUAUAAGGAUUAACCACAAUUUUUUUUUCUUUUUUUUUUUAUGUUUGUUCGAUCCCAAUAAAGGAAAAUGCCUUCUUCGUGUGCACUCAAUAACACGUACGUGAUGCAACUUUAUGAAAUUUACACGCAUGUUAGGAUACUGAUUGAGUUUUCUAAACCAAUACAUUACAUAUUUCAAAAUGCUAGUCUGACGGGACUAAUGAUUUUCACUGUAAUGAUUUUCUUUUCGCCAGUUUCUGUAAGGAUUUCCAAUUUAGAUAACGAGACUCUUUUUUUUUCUCUUUCCUAUUAAUUUGAAAUUUUUUUUUUUUUGAGAAAAUUUUAAUUUGAAAUUUUUGUUUCAAUUUAUCAUUUCGUUUUCAUGGCAUACGAGAUUUUGAGUUUAGACGUAUCCUCGGGUCUAGGUCGCACACAAUUGUUUUGUUGAGUAUAAAAGAAGGAAACGAAUACCGUUUUAAAAUGCGACAAUUUUGAAGAAAGUCCAUAUGACAUAAGCGUGAGAAUUCUUUUUUUUUUUUUUUUGAAAAGGCAAGCGUGAGAAUUCUUAACAUUUCUAGUUGUGACGUGAUCGUGAAACGUGUGUGUUUAAUUAAUGUACUUCAAACAUUGUGACGUUGGACGUUUUCAGAUUUUCAAAGCUCGUGCCAUUGCUUCCUUCUAUAAAAUAUCAUUUGUUUUUAAGAGAGUAUAUGAUUUUUUCCCUUAAGCUCAAUUAAAACUCGUUAACUCAAAUUCAAAUAAAUCUAUGAUAAAUGACGUGUUUAGAUAAGCUAAAUCUAUACUAUAUAAAAGUUGAGGCUAUAAGCCAUUGAGAACGUAAUGUUGCCAAAAAAAUAGUUUAAAAAAAAUAUAUUAUAUAAU
Brassica napus (rape) is the source of this 4180-nucleotide messenger RNA. Its product is annotated as scopoletin 8-hydroxylase. The coding region runs from base 2185 to 3267 and encodes 360 amino acids. The transcript has 4 exons. The record is from RefSeq and is a predicted model, not a curated record. NCBI's taxonomy places the organism in Eukaryota, Viridiplantae, Streptophyta, Magnoliopsida, Brassicales, Brassicaceae.